This is a messenger RNA of Ramularia collo-cygni, 492 nucleotides long. Its product is annotated as related to D-arabinitol 2-dehydrogenase. The transcript has 2 exons. NCBI's taxonomy places the organism in Eukaryota, Fungi, Ascomycota, Dothideomycetes, Mycosphaerellales, Mycosphaerellaceae. The coding region runs from base 1 to 492 and encodes 163 amino acids. Gene Ontology annotation, molecular function: oxidoreductase activity. The record is from RefSeq and is a predicted model, not a curated record.
AUGGCGGGAAUAGCUGGUCAUGCAUCGACGACUACCGUGGCUAACAUCGAGGAUGCACUUUGGGAACAGGUUAUCGGCAUCAACCUAACUGGAGUCAUGAUAUGUCAGCGGGAAGAAUUGCAGGUCAUGGAGGAUGGUGGGUCUGUGGUGAAUUGUGCCAGUGUGGCCGGUAUCCAAGGAGUCAAAGGACAGGCGGCGUAUUCUGCAAGCAAGCACGGAGUUGUCGGAUUAUCGAAGAGUGCCGCCAAGGAGAUGGCGUUCCGAGGAAUCAGGGUUAAUGUCAUCGCACCCGGUCUGAUUGAUACUCCGAUGAUCAGCGAGGUGAAAGAUAUGGUUGAAGCAGCAUUUGCAGGCCCAGCAGGAGAAGUCGUACCUCUGAAUCGGGUUGGAAGUCCGCAUGAAGUUGCUAGCCUCGUGGCAUUUCUGCUCAGUGACGAGGCCCCUUUCAUCACUGGUGCAGUUCAAGUCAUUGAUGGGGGCUCUGCAGCUUAG